GGCGGCGGGGUGAGGGUGAGGCGGGGCGGGGUGGAGUGGGGCUGUGGCCGAAGCGCCCGCGGGCGGCGGGCUGCCGCCCCGGGGCGGCGAGAGCAGGCAAGGGUCACGGGCGCAGGGCCACGGCUAGUGGUGGCGGGUGGUGGCGGUGGUGGCGGCGGCUGGUUGGCGCUUCCUCGGCGUUCUGUAUAUAGAGGCGCGACCGCCGCCGUGGCGCACAGUGCAGACAUGGCGCCGCUGACGCACUUCUGUAAUUAUCUCUGUACUCUCCACCUGCACCUGCUUCUGGGAAAGGUCGCUAGCAGCUCUGCAGGUAAACGUGCGACCGUUCCACACAAAGCCCUGGCUUCCCCGCAGAUGAUGCUGGCGCUGGCCACGUGUUUGGUGGGCGUGGCGCAGGCAGCCGCCGUGAAGAGCAAGUUGCCCAUCACCCACCCCGACCACCCGGACCGCCCGAAGCCCAUCCAGCCCGCGGAAGACUGCGACGUCAAGAGGCUGCCCUGUGUGCCCGUCUACACCGAAGAGGGCGCCAGGAGACUCGCCGAUCUGGGCAUCAUGGAACAAGUAGUGUUGGCGGUGCUGGCGCUGCUGGCGGCGGUGGCGCUGGCGGCGGAGGCCGGCGGGCCGGAGCUGUCGUACGGGCACGGCGGCGCCGAGGGCCACGAGGGCACCCCUCUGGGCCGCCCGGACGACGGGUCGCACGGGCUGCCGCUGGCCGCCGGCGGCCACUACGGCCAGUCGACCCAGACGAAGGCCUAGCUGCCCCCGCAGCCUCCCAACAUCGCGAUGCUGCUCGCGUGGAUUAAGCAAAUGAAACGGUCCAUUUUUAACUCUGGCAUUUCCAGGGAGGCCACAUUCAGAAGCCCAGCGGCGCUUGCUUGUUUUCAUAAAUUUCAAUUUUUUUAUGAAGCUUAAAGUCACUAAAUUGGUUUCGGAUAUGAUAUUUUAUUUAAACAUGGUGUCAUCCUUUACAGUGUGUGCUAGAAUUGUAGCAUCUACAGCAUCUUUGGCUAUGGGUUCAAAAAUAUUCCGGGAAAUUCUUUUCAAAAGUGAACAUUAAGAAUAUAUUUUGGACACAUUGGUUGUAUUUUAACCCUUAGUUUAAUAUAAUUUAAUACAUUACUGCUACGAAGAUUCAUCGGUCUUUUUUGACAAUAAAAAUGUAAUAUGUUUUGUCAUUAAAUACACAUGUUGAACUGAGAAA
Molecule: messenger RNA, 1201 nt
Organism: Gryllus bimaculatus (two-spotted cricket)
Lineage: Eukaryota; Metazoa; Arthropoda; Insecta; Orthoptera; Gryllidae
Source: the annotation of a GenBank genome assembly